Messenger RNA from Stylophora pistillata, 4471 nucleotides. RefSeq lists its product as uncharacterized. NCBI's taxonomy places the organism in Eukaryota, Metazoa, Cnidaria, Anthozoa, Scleractinia, Pocilloporidae. The record is from RefSeq and is a predicted model, not a curated record. Gene Ontology annotation, molecular function: protein binding.
GCUAAUUAUCAAGGAAAAUUUAACAGAGACAGACUCGUUUUACCUGCUUUAAAGCUGGUAAAGUAUACCAUACGAUUUGGAGGAAGAAUCGCAGAGAUAACGCCAUGGAAGGCAACGAAAGUGAUGAUCGCAAUUCUCAAAGACAUCUCAGCGAAACAUCAGAAAGGCAAGAUCAGAUUUUAAAUCUUCUUUCCAAAGCCCGAGAGCUUCAGGUCAGUGGAGAGCACUUUAAAAAUUACGAGCAAGCAGCGGAAAUGUUAAAACAAGCGUUACGCUUAGCACAAGAAACAUCGAACAAAGAUUCAGAGGCCGAGAUUUGCGGCAACCUGGCUGAAGUUUUGCUCGCUAUGGAUUGUUUUGUCGAAUCUCUCUCUUACGGGCAGAAAUGCCUUUCCCUUUCCAACGAGGCAGGUCGUAAAGAUCUUGAAGCAUUAGCCAAUUCCUAUGUUGGAAGUGCCUACUCAAAGCUAGGAGACUUGACCAUAGGCCUUGAAUUCCAUAAGAAAUCCCUAGAUGCUAUUUCUACCACUGAUCACCAGAAGCAAAGGUGGAAAUGCCUGUUCAAUCUGGGUACCACUUCUACAGAGCUUGGGGACUACCCAAACGCCACAAAGUUCUUAACAGAAAGUCUUACAGUUGCUACUGAUCUUGGCGAUAAAGCAGCCAUCGCCGAGUCCAAUGGAGGUCUGGGUGUCGUGUAUUACAAGAAGAGACAGUAUCCAGAAUCCAUUUUCCACAACGAGAAGCAUCUAACAUUAGCACGAGAAGUUAGUCAGAAGAAAAGUCAGGCUAUAGCUCUUGGAAAUCUCGGUAAUGUUCACUUAUCGAAGGGAGAUUACAUCAAAGCGUUUGCACUUUAUCAAGAGCAAUUAAAAAUUUCCAAAGAGAUAGGAAACAAGUUUAUCGAGGGAAGGGCACUGGGGGCUCUUGGUGAUGUUUAUCAUUGUCGAGGAGAAACAAGAAAAGCGAUUGUAAAUUAUGAAGCCUACCUUCGUAUCGCAGAAAGUCUAAACAGCAAGUCAGCGCAAGCAAAUGCCAUUGGAAAAAUUGGAAGAGCGCAACACUCCCUAGGAGAAAACAGAAAAUCACAGAAAAAUCUUGAAACGCUAUUAGAGUUAUCGCAAGAAAUUGGCGAUAAAGCCACCGAGGGCUUUGCGUAUGGUUUCCUCGGAAACACUCACAGAUCCUUAGGAAAUUUUGAAAAAGCCAUUUUCAUGCAAAAAAAGUUCUUAGAAAUCUCAAAGUUGAUCGGUGACAAGGCAGCAGAAGGCCUUGCUAAUGCCUACCUGGGAAGCAUAUACUACUCUCUCGGAGACCUAGAAAAUGCCUUGAAACAUCAUCAAUUCAAUCUCGCAAUAAAUAGGGAAUUGGAAAAUAAAGGAGGGGAAGGGCGAUCGGUUGAGAAGGUAGGCAACAUUCAUUUUGAGCGUGGAAAUUACAACGAGGCAAUCAAGUGCUACCAGGAAAGCCUCGAAAUCGCCCGUUCAAUAAGAGAUAAACCACUUGAAGGUGCCUCGUACGCCAAUAUAGGAAAUGCUUAUCUAGCCCUCGGUAUGUAUUUACAGGCUGUAGAUAUAUACGAAAAAGCCGUGCCCUUUGCUGAAGCAGCCGGAGAUCAGCGCAUGGUGGGGCAGAUGCUUGGAAAUCUUGGAAAUGUUUACAAUCGGAUGGGAGAUCAUGAAAAAGAGCUUGAAUGUCAUCAGCGACAUCUGUCACUCUGUGAAGCCUUGGAAGAAAAGCAAGGAGAAGCAACCGCUCAUGGCAACAUUGGAAUGAUCAAUUACCGCAUGGAAAAUCUCGAGGAAGCUAUACAUCAUAGCGAAAAGCAAAUCUCUAUCUCCAACUCCAUCGGAGAAAUAGCCGGUGAGAUGACAGGAUGCCUAAAUCUUGGAAAGAUUUACUUGAAAUUGGAUGAACUUUCCAAGGCAAUUGAGUUUCAGAAAAAAGCUUUAUGUUUCGCCGAGAAGAUGAAAAGCUUAGACAAGAUGGGCUCCUGCCACUAUGACCUCGGCGUUUCUUAUUCAAAGUCCAAAGAGUUCGAAAUGGCCUGUGAUCACUUGGAAAAAUGCACCCAACUGUAUGCGGAAGUGAGACGACUUCUCUUCGAAAAGGAUGUAUACAAGGUUUCUCUAAGUGACGUACAGGCUUCUUCUUAUCGUCUCUACACACAGUGUCUUCUGCAGCAAGAAAAGCACGAGGAAGCUCUACUAGUUACCGAACGAGCACGUUCCGCAGCGCUUGCUGACAUGAUGGUAGUAAAGUACGGUCUUCAUGAUCCAAAGGACGGGCAAAGAGAAGCUCUCAAUGAGGGAAGCCUCCGUGAAGUCGUUUCUCGUCUGGGAGGCCAGAUAAUCUACUAUGCUCUGUCUGGAGCUGGAAAGGAGAAUGUUGUACUAUGGAAUAGUCAAGGAAAUUCUGCUCCUCAGUUUGUGGGGGAGGCUAACAACUGGAAGAGUCUGUUAGACGAAGCGCUCUCGGAAAUGAAAGUUAAUGAGCACCCCGCGAAUUGUGAAGAUCGCUCGUUGCCAUCGCGAGAAAACACACGUCUUCUUGAGGAUCGAGAGAACGAGGAAGAAGAGGAAAAACUUAAAGGAGAUCUGUUGUGUUGCCCUCCAUCGAAGCGUAUCACUCCAAAAGAUCGAUCAAGUGCAUUGGAGAAACUCCAUGAUGUGUUGUUUUCCUGCACGUCGCCUGACCAAGCCACCUCAGACCUCAUCAUUGUUCCUGAUGCAGAGCUCCAUAGAAUUCCUUGGGCAGCGCUUCGAAAUGAAAACAACGAAAGCCUAGGGGCGCAACACAGAAUAAGAGUAUUACCAUCCUUGACAAUUAUGAAGGCGAUUUUUAAGUGUCCACCCGACUUUCAUGAUCAAAAAGGAGCUGUAAUUGUUGGGGAUCCAGAUGUUGGCACAGUGUUAUUUAAAGCGAAGAAGAAAGAGGAAUCGAUCGCAGGACUGGCACAUGCAAACGAAGAAGCGCAAGAAAUCGCUAGAUUGUUCGGUGUUGAACCGCUACUUGGAGAAGAAGCUACCAAGGCACGUUUCCUUGAAAAUCUUGACACGGCGGCCCUAGUCCAUAUUGCUGCACACGGAAAUUCUGUAACUGGUGAAAUUGCAUUCGCUCCACCCCCAGAAAAACGCAAGCCGGUACUUGAUGAAGAAGACGUUAUCCUUACAAUGGCAGAAGUGCAAAAUGCAAAGGUGCGAGCUAAGCUUGUUGUUCUAAGCUGUUGCCAUAGUGCAACUGGAAACAUUCGAGCCGAAGGUGUAAUUGGAAUCGCUCGAGCUUUUCUCGGUGCUGGAGCGAGGUCAGUUCUUGCCACCCUAUGGGCCGUUAAUGACGAGGCUACCCUGGAAUUCAUGCGCAAGUUUUAUCAGCAUUUAAAAGUCGGCAAAAAGGCAAGUGAAGCCGUUCGCCAGGCCACAACUGCUCUUCGACUCUCGCAAGACUUCCAGUCCCCGAGUCACUGGGCCCCCUUCGUCCUUAUUGGAGAUGACGUCACCUUUGAGAACUUGGAACAGAUGUGACAAGAUCAUAUAUAUGCACGGCAAAGGAAAAAACCCAGCCGGGUAAGACACUUUCCAAAACCGUUCGUAUACCAAAUUUAGAAGGAACAGUAGUCAGAUCUAUGCAAUGAAACAAACAAAUGUUGCUCGAAAAGGGAUUCUGAUAUGUAGUUAGAUAUGAUUGAUGAGUUUGUAGUUACUGUACUAUGGAAUGAAGCUUUUGAUUGAAAAUUUCUAAAGAACACUUCAUUUAUGCCCAUCAAAUCACUCCUCAGGAGCCUGCCAUCCUAUCUUCGAUCGACAAUUGUUUGGGAUGGUGUAAAAAAUUCCAAAAAGAAUAUGAAAAAAAUAGUUUGCACAACAUUUCUAGCAAUAUUAUAGUGAGGAUUCACAGCAACAUACAUGAAUCUAUUUGAAUGUCGACGAUUUGUCUGUGAUUUUCCUUUAUUAUUAAGUGAUUUUGAUGAACAAAAUGUAGCCUCGUUGUGUUAGUCGAGCAAAAAAAGAAAUACUCUGAAGCCAAGGUAACUUAGAGCCGAAGGUAAAAUAUCAACUUGAAAUAGAAUUUCAUUGUCUGAGAUCGAUUCCAUUGCAAUGGCGACUAGAAUUUGAGCUCAUUUUAGGUUGUGAGAAGGAAAUCUGCUCAAAGAAUUAAAGGAGUUGACAGUGCCACCUCGGGCUGAGAAAUAACACUAAUACUAAGAGUGGAAAUGAUGUAAAGAAAAUUGAUGUAAACUUUAUUUCUAGUUUCGACCUGAAAACAUUGCAAUGGAAUUGUUUCAUGAUUAGUGGAUUGGUCUUCAAGUUACUACUGCAACUAUUAUUUGUGCAAAAUUUAACGCGGAAUCUCGUUGCAACUCGUUUCCAGUUUGGUUUGUUUAUUUUUCAACUUUCGUUUAAUCAUUCUACAAGCCAUUCAGAUUUAUUUUUCAAGAAUCGGUUUCUUGUAGUGCCAGAAAAUUAUAGGG